AUAAACCUUUCACAAUCGCCUUCGUCUUUGAGAGAAAGAGAUGGUGAAGUUUCUAAAGCCAAACAAGGCGGUUAUUAUCUUGCAGGGCCGAUAUGCAGGCAGGAAAGCGGUGAUCGUCCGUGCUUUUGAUGAUGGAACAAGAGAUAAACCCUACGGACAUUGCCUUGUCGCCGGAAUCUCAAAGUAUCCGAAGAAAGUGAACCGGAAGGACUCAGCGAAGAAGACAGCAAAGAAGUCACGUGUGAAGGCAUUCAUCAAGCUCGUCAAUUACAAUCACAUUAUGCCAACUCGUUACACGCUUGACGUUGAUAUUAAGGACAUCGUCACUGUUGAUUGUCUGCAAUCUCGCGACAAGAAAGUCACAGCUGCAAAGGAGACCAAGGCUCGUUUAGAGGAACGGUUCAAGACAGGGAAGAACAGGUGGUUCUUCACUAAGCUCAGGUUCUAAAUUUAUCAAUUUCUUAAUGCUACUAUGUUUUAGAUGUUUAUUUGUUGAGGAAAAUGCCUGAUUUCUGUAUUAUCCCUCCCCAAUUUAUUUCUAUUAAAAUGUUACUACAUUUGGACAAAUUUUGUUGAGGCAGAUAUUGAAUCUGAUAUUCAAGGGCUUGUUAAUCUUGGCUUUAGAGACAGAUUUGAAACAUUUCGUUGAAUGAUUGUGAAGUGUCAUCUGAUUCUA
Molecule: messenger RNA, 676 nt
Organism: Impatiens glandulifera
Lineage: Eukaryota; Viridiplantae; Streptophyta; Magnoliopsida; Ericales; Balsaminaceae
Product: 60S ribosomal protein L27-like
Exons: 1
Coding region: 41-448 (135 amino acids)
Biological process (GO): translation
Cellular component (GO): ribosome; cytosolic large ribosomal subunit
Molecular function (GO): structural constituent of ribosome
Source: RefSeq, a predicted model, not a curated record